CUGAAACAAAGUAUUUUGUCUUUGGUUUGUGCUGGCAUGGCAACUCUGGAUUUUCCAAUCCUUUCGAUUCUUCCCAUAUAUGUCUGUCUGUCUCUCAUGUACAAGGUUUGUGGACUUUUUGCUUUCUAUCUUCUCUUUAUUCAUCUCAUGCAUGUUUGUGAUCGAUGACUGUUCAGCGAAUGUUAGCUUGAUCGACAGCUUUCUUACUUGAAGUACAAAUUGUCAAGUGUUGACUUAUAUUUGGCAUGGCAUGAUGCUGUACUUGCAUAAUAUAGCUCUAUUCAUUUUUUAGCCUGCCUGAUUAACUUACUAAAUUGUCCUUUUGUGGAUACAGUGUGAUAUCUCCAUCGCCAUCAAUGAACAACUCUGCAUCUAUACAGCCUUUCUCGGGCUUGUUCUUUUUUCUUGGAAGCCUAGUUAUUCUUAUUAUCUUGCUACUUCUCAUACUCAUCCUAUUGAAGUUUUUCAAACCAGGAAAAUUGAGAGCUUUGAUUAGUCUCAUACCUAAGCGUCCUCCAGGGACUAGUGAAGCCCUUAGUGUACAUCUUCGUACAAUAAGCUACUUCAACUUCCAUACAUUGGAGAAGGCUACGAAGAAUUUUCACUCAGAUAACCUGCUUGGAUGUGGUGGAUUUGGUCCAGUUUUCCUGGGGAAGCUAGGAGAUGGAAAAUUAAUUGCUGUCAAGAAGCUGUCUCUUGACAAAUCGCAGCAAGGGGACCGGGAGUUUCUUGCAGAGAUGCGGCUGAUAACAAGCAUACAGCACAAGAACCUGGUCCGCCUUCUUGGCUGUUGCUCAGAUGGGGCUCAAAGGCUUCUCGUGUAUGAAUACAUGAAGAAUAGGAGCUUGGACCAAAUAUUAUUUGGAAAGAGUGACAUAUUCCUUAACUGGAAAACUCGGUACCAGAUAAUCUUGGGGAUUGCACGGGGAUUACAAUAUCUUCACGAGGAUUCACACAUUAGGAUUGUCCACAGGGACAUCAAAGCCAGCAAUAUUCUGCUGGAUGACAAAUUUCAACCAAGAAUCGGAGAUUUUGGCCUAGCCAGGUUUUUCCCUGAAGAUCAAGCAUAUCUCAGCACUGCAUUUGCUGGAACCUUAGGUUACACAGCUCCUGAAUACGCGCUUAGAGGAGAAUUGACCGAAAAGGCUGAUAUAUACAGCUUUGGUGUUCUUGUGCUAGAAAUUAUCAACUGCCGGAAGAAUACAGAUCUUUCUUUGCCUUCAGAAAUGCAAUAUCUCCCUGAAUAUGCAUGGAAGCUAUAUGAGAGGUCGAGAUUAGUUGAUCUAGUCGAUCCCAAGAUGAAGGAAGAUGGGAUCGUGGAAAAGGAUGUGAUGCAAACGAUACAUGUGGCUUUCUUAUGCCUUCAGCGUGAUGCAAAUUUAAGACCGCCAAUGUCUGAGAUAGUUGCAAUGUUGGUACACAAGGCUGCACUAGUCGAAACAUCAACUAGACCAGCUUUCUUAGAUCGAAAGCAAAGGAAGGACGUCAAGAUUUCUUGGGAUGCUACAAUACAUGGUUUGCCUUCUCCUCUGCAGAAUGAUUCACCUUCCCUCUCCCCACCACAAAAGUAGGGUCUCGAGCUGGUUGGAAACAAGAAGGGCGACUUUUUGAGACAAUUACUAUUAGUUGAACGACCAUCUGAGAGGUGGUCUUGAUUUUUUUAUUUAAUUUUUCUUGUGUUGUCGAUAGCAUUUGUGCAUAUGUAGAAACAAAAUCAGCCAAGGUGCCUUUUCUAACUUUCUGUAGGGAUGAGGAGUUCUAGUUUCCACUGUGUAAACAUGAGUGCAAAGUGUUAUUGGUGAUUGAAAUUGCAAUGUGAGUGUAAUUUGUUGAUGAGGAAG
This is a messenger RNA of Capsicum annuum, 1841 nucleotides long. RefSeq names its product putative serine/threonine-protein kinase. The record is from RefSeq and is a predicted model, not a curated record. Gene Ontology annotation, molecular function: ATP binding; protein kinase activity. Gene Ontology annotation, biological process: protein phosphorylation. NCBI's taxonomy places the organism in Eukaryota, Viridiplantae, Streptophyta, Magnoliopsida, Solanales, Solanaceae. The coding region runs from base 357 to 1571 and encodes 404 amino acids. The transcript has 6 exons.